UACAUGUCAAGCGGUCUUGCUUCAAGAAAAUAACCUCAAAAAAGGUUUGUUUUGUUUGAAUAUAAUUUUGUUAGCGGGUAAAAAGUAAUUAUGCACUCGUUUCUUUGAAUCUGGAAAAUUACUUGUUUAGGAAAAUAAUCACAUAUUAAAAUGAACAUCAAGGAACACGACAAUUUUAUGGUUGGUGUCCAGCAUGCUUUAAGCUUACCAAUUCGAGCAAGAUGCGCUGAACUAACAGUGCUCCUAGAUCGAGGAAGUCUUUGGAACUCCAUAGCUUUUUUCCGGUGCUCAUAGACAAUAUAUUUGGGCCACAAGGGACAUUAGCAUGGGGAUUACGAACUAUAACAGAAGCACAGGCCGAAGACUUUCAUCAGCUUCAUCAUUUUCUGUCACCCUGUGGACCAUUGUUCAAACUAAUAUAUGCUUUGUUGAAAGAUCCAAAUAUAAAAUAUGAGUUUCCUUUAUCAUACUUACCAACAAAGAUAAGACAGUUCUUGGACUAUUCACAUGGACAUCCUUUUUAUUCAGAACUUGUUCAAUGUAAUCCACAGACAAAGCAAAUUAUCUCUUUGUUUUUGAAUCCAUUUGAUUACUAUAUAUUCCACUUUGCUUAUCAUCUAAUCAACCCAUGGCAACAGAGGACUGGAGCAUAUGUUACAUCCUGGAAUACUGUGUAUUAUGUACUUUGCUGUGAUUAUAUCAUCCACUUUUUGCCCACUGACCCUCAAGCUGUAGUCUUACCAGUCAUUUAUUAUAAUGGAAAGAACCCUCUACAGGCAUUGAAAAGUAGCUUACUGGAUCAGCCACCAAGUUCUGGAUUAAUAAAUCCCGAUAGUGUCAAAAACUCCGAUGAAGCACAUCAUAAGAAUUUAGAUGUACACCAUCCAAGAAAUGAUAUCUGGAGGAGUGAGACAGUCUUAACAGUUUUUACAGAUAUGUGGUUACACAGUAACCAAGUAAACGAGCCAGCAAAUAUAUUAAAUACUUCUUAUGCUAAUAUACCUCCUAUGCGACUUUAUCCAAAUGAACUACCAACUGGUGAAUACAUGCGUGUCGUGAGAGUUCUAAUAAAACAGUUACAUGCAUUUGCCCAAAGUGCCAAGGCAGAUGACACGCAUCUGGCCGAACUGAAGAAAAUAACAAUACCAAUGAUACAAGGAAAAUUUUAUAUAUUCCUAAGGAACUUGAUACAUAGGUGGCCUUUGGAUGGGUCAUUCAGGCUGGUUUUGGAACUUUGGUUAACCUACAUACAACCAUGGAGGUACCCGCCAAACAACCUGAUCAAAUACCUCAACAAAAGGAGUCCUAAUCCAGACGCAGAGGAUGUCACAUUAGCGCCCCAGAAUUCAGUAGACAGAGAAUAUCUGCCAUUUAUAGCAGAAAAUCUGCUGACAUAUGUGGUGAUAUUCCAGCAAUUGUUACCGAGGUUUGGAAGGGUAGAUUUAACCAGUCCAAAGAUGUCUCUUAUGCUGUAUAGAAUCACAAAGGUAUUUGACCAGCCCAACCUACCAGCCUAUCUCCGAGAAGUAGAACAAUGCGUAGAAAGUGAUAGGGUUGUCUACCUUUGGGAAGGAGAAUCCCCACAUCAUAGACACGUGACAAACCAUUGGACAAACAACCUACCUCCUUUAUCGCCAACAUCAAAUUGGUCCACCAACACAACAUUCGAAGCCUCCAAAAAGCCGAGCAUUAGUCCUAUCAUCAAUAGAACUUCUUUUCUCAGUAGGGAUUCGUAUAUGGAGAAGAAGUGGUCGACUAUAGUCAAACAAACGAUUUUUGAACUGGAAGGGCCGAAUUUUGUUUAUAAGCCACUGUUUUCAGAUCCACCAGCCACCGAGGUGUAUGAUUUGGUAAUUCAAAUAAAAAGAUCGAUAAGGCAAGCCGAGGAAAUUGUGAAAAUGAAAAUAUUAGAAGAGGAAAAAAUGUAUUCUGGCUUCUGGGGUCACAUAAAAUAUUUCUUGCAAGGCUCAGUUUCAAAUGACGAAUUUACACUGAAAGAUCGGCAGAAGGUUCCAAUGUAUAUGCAGGUUGCCUUGCAGAAUCUAAUUGAUAUGUUCAGUAUCACUGGAGAGAUUUGCGAAGCAGAGCCCGAAUCUUCAUCGAGUACACUAAACAACAAUAGCUUCGAUAUGUCCUAUGAUUUCAAAUUCCUUACACCAGAAAGUGUGCGAGAAAGGAUGAAAUAUAUUAAAUAUGACGGUGAUCCCGAUUUACAUCCUAUUAGGAGUACAGAAAAUCCGUUUCUAGUUAGAAUGCUGUAUCAGAUAUCUUUGAAAAUCAAUGAAGUUCAUGGUCAAACAUUCUACCGUCUCUACCACCAACCAACGUUCAUAGGAAGAUUAACAAGGCAGCUUCUCUGUCCACCAAUGACUAUUUACAAAUACGAUAAGUCUACACCUGGAUCUCCAAGAAUCAGCACGAACCUGCCGGCUAGGAUUAGUAUGCGCUUUUUGGCCAGUUACAGAUUCCUAACUUACCUUUGCAUUGGAGCAUUUCUUGCCUGGCUGUUUGGAUACAGAAUUGAAGUAUAUUUUAUAUUUUUGAUCGUGUUUUUCCUGUUCUACAAAUGCAUAAAGGCGUUGCGAAAAGAUGAAAUACCUGUUAGGCAUAACUACCCAACGCAAGGUUUCGGGAACAUUAGCUUUAAUGAUUCGUUCUAGACCUGAGUAGCAAUGUUUUGUAAUUUUUAUUGGUAUAUUUAUUAAAGUGAUUUUUCUAAUCGUGA
This is a messenger RNA of Acanthoscelides obtectus, 2725 nucleotides long. The record is from the annotation of a GenBank genome assembly. Lineage: Eukaryota; Metazoa; Arthropoda; Insecta; Coleoptera; Chrysomelidae.